AUGGAUACGCUUAGCCCCAACAAUUGCAGCAAGAGCAACAGCAGCUCCAGCGGCAGCAGCGCCAACAGCUCCAGCAUGCAUCUGGAUGCGAAGCAAACGCGUCCGCGCGCCCUAAAGCUCAGCAGAUCGCGCAGUCUGCUGCAGCUGCUCAGCAAGCAUUUGGGCAAACAUUUUCAUCAUCAGCAGCAGCAGCAGCAGCAGCAACAGCAGCAGCAGGAUUUGGUUUAUAGCAGCCAGGAUGAUGUACGCAGCAGCAGCACAGAUUCGUUUAGUUUGAGCUUUGAGCGUGCGGGUUCGCGUUUGAAUGGCGCCAGCAGCUUGGAUUUGGAGGAGCGCAGCUCGGCAAGCUGCUCGCCUGGUUUGGAGUUUUAUGAUCACAGCGCGCACAUUUAUGUUGAGACUGUGUAUCGUCCUGGCAGCGCCUUGGAGCAUUGCAGCGGCCACUACGACGAUGAGCAAAGCAGCAGCAGCAGCAGCAGCAGCGCUGAUGAGGAGCAGGAACAGCCCGAUGAGAAUCUGAAUCAACAGCAGCCGCGUUCAGUGUCAGCCGCAAGCACCAAAACUUCCAUCUCCAGCUCCGUUUGCCGCAUGUUGCAGCACUUUAGCAGCUCCGCCAGCACAGCGAAUGCUUCACUGCGUUCGCUCAGCUGCAGCAGCACGCCGCUCAGACAGCAACGCAAAAAAUCGCUAACUCCACACAACAGCAACAGCAACAGCAACAGCAGCAGCAGCAACAGCAGCAGCCGCAACAGCAACAGCAGCAACUCCAAUUCCAACUCGAAAAGCAAAUCAAAAAAGGACAAAAAGCAAACGAAGCAGCAAAGCAUUCUGCGUCCUCCAGUGCAAUAUGUCUACAUGAAGGGCAUGUCCGGACUUUAUUCGAGAGUGCCCAGCUAUCAAGUGUGUUGCCACCAAACGCUGCAUCAUAUGUACUAGAGCAGCGCGUCUUAUUCAUAGCUUAGCUACUUAUCUAAA
Molecule: messenger RNA, 975 nt
Organism: Drosophila busckii
Lineage: Eukaryota; Metazoa; Arthropoda; Insecta; Diptera; Drosophilidae
Product: protein kinase 4
Exons: 1
Coding region: 1-936 (311 amino acids)
Source: RefSeq, a predicted model, not a curated record